GCUGCUAGCUGCCUGGAGCCGCCUGCCGAGCUGUUAUGAGCUUUGUAGCCGAAAUCAGUAGAUUAUUUUAGUUUCGAUAGGAGCAACGAUGACCCUCUGACACCAAGAAUGGACAUAAGUUAACAAUGACGGGGGAGAAAAAGAAGAAAAAGCGGCUGAACCGCAGCAUUCUUCUUGCAAAGAAAAUUAUAAUAAAAGAUGGAGGAAGUCCUCAGGGAAUCGGUGAGCCCAGUGUUUACCAUGCUGUGGUUGUCAUCUUCCUGGAGUUUUUUGCAUGGGGUCUACUUACCACCCCGAUGCUCACGGUAUUACACCAGACAUUCCCCCAACACACAUUCCUGAUGAAUGGGCUGAUCCAUGGUGUUAAGGGCCUAUUAUCAUUUCUAAGUGCUCCGCUGAUCGGAGCGUUGUCAGACGUAUGGGGACGCAAAUCCUUCUUGCUGCUAACGGUCUUCUUCACAUGUGCACCUAUUCCACUGAUGAAGAUCAGCCCAUGGUGGUACUUUGCGGUGAUCUCCAUGUCCGGCGUCUUUGCCGUCACCUUCUCUGUGAUCUUUGCCUAUGUGGCAGAUAUCACGCAGGAGCAUGAGCGGAGCACUGCAUAUGGUUUGGUAUCUGCUACCUUUGCAGCCAGCCUGGUCACCAGCCCGGCCAUCGGAGCGUACCUGUCUGUGGCGUACGGUGACACCUUGGUGGUGAUCCUGGCCACGGCCAUCGCCCUGCUCGACAUCUGCUUCAUCCUGGUAGCCGUACCAGAGUCGCUGCCAGAGAAGAUGAGGCCAGCAUCAUGGGGAGCGCCCAUCUCCUGGGAACAGGCAGACCCCUUCGCUUCUCUGCGUAAGGUGGGCCAGGACUCCACAGUACUCCUCAUCUGUAUCACGGUGUUUCUCUCCUACCUCCCCGAGGCCGGCCAGUACUCCAGCUUCUUCCUCUAUCUCAGACAGGUCAUAGGCUUCUCAUCAGAGACGGUGGCUGCCUUUAUCGCCGUUGUGGGGAUCCUCUCAAUACUAGCCCAGACGGUGGUUUUGGGCAUCCUGAUGCGUUCCAUAGGGAAUAAGAACACAAUCCUGCUUGGCCUCGGCUUCCAGAUCCUCCAGCUGGCGUGGUACGGCUUCGGCUCUCAGCCCUGGAUGAUGUGGGCUGCUGGAGCUGUUGCAGCCAUGUCCAGCAUCACUUUCCCCGCUAUCAGCGCCAUCGUAUCCCGUAAUGCCGACCCCGACCAACAAGGUGUUGUCCAGGGGAUGAUUACUGGGAUCCGGGGCCUGUGUAACGGUUUGGGCCCCGCUCUUUACGGUUUUGUCUUCUACUUGUUCCACGUGGAGCUGACUGACACGGACGGCUCUGAGAAAGGUGCCAAACCCAACAUGGCCAACCCCACUGAUGAGAGUGCCAUCAUCCCAGGUCCUCCCUUCCUGUUUGGUGCAUGCUCAGUGCUGCUCUCUCUGCUGGUGGCCCUGUUCAUCCCAGAGCACACGGGGCCCGGCAUGAGGCCCGGAGCCUAUAAGAAGCACAGCAACGGGGCCCAGAGUCACUCCCACAGCCCUCAAGGCAGCGGGGCCGAGGGCAAGGAGCCGCUGCUGGAGGACAGCAGCGUAUAACCACAGCUAAGGGGAGCAGACAGCGCUCCAACCCGACACCCCCACACACAUGGACAGAUACACACAUUUCACCACAUGGACACACUCUCGCCUCAGGCACACAUCAAGUGCCACGAAGAGGUGAUUGUGUCCACAGCACAAGAGUGGGCACUCCUUCCUUAGCAGUCCUUUUUGGUUUUUUUGUUUUGUUUUGUUUUUUUAAAGCAGGGUAUUGUGAGGACUCUCAAAAAACUCUGUAUAAAGAGAGUGUGUGGAGUAUUUUUUUGGGCUGCAGUGGAAAGGUGUGUAUGACUUGGCUGAGCUGGACUCCAAACUUUGGUUUCUAUCAAGCAGUAACAGAGUGGAGCAUACAACAGUGUGCCCCCCUCCUGGUGCAAAAAAGAAGUGAUUUAGAGCAGCAGUGGGGUCGAACUCAAAUGCUACUAAAUCCCUGCGUUGAUUCUUCAUAUUCCUCAGUAGCCAGUGAAGUGGCAACUUUUUCUGUUUGUCCAAUGGGAGUGUAACAAACAGGUAGUUGAGCACUUGUCUAAUGGUCUUUCACAAGCUAACUUCUGUUCUGAUGCUUGUCGCAACUCUGUCGAAGCAUCCGAGAAGGGAACACAGUUCUCUCCUGAAUGCACAGCAGCAAUUGUUACCUGUGAUGAGAGUCUGUGCAAACCAGUGUUGGAAAAUGCGCUGCCUAAUCUAGGUCAGGAUGGGUCAACCAGUUCAGAUAUAAAAAAAGCUUCGUAAGACCACACUUUGUUCAAAUAUCACACUUCUUUACAGAGAGAAGUGUGCGAGAGAGACCACUUUAUUAGCUGAAACUGUUUUUCAAUGUUUACUUGCCAUUCUCUAGAUUAGUAGUACAGUUUGGGUUGUAUAUUUUUCUCUCUGUUUAAACUGAAGGCUAGUUGUGCUUCAAGUUUUUAUUCAAGAAACAAAUGUUGCCUCGAAGUGACUUAAUAUAUAUAAAUAUAUAUAUUAAUUACGUAACCUGUAUGAAGACCGAGGUCUGAGAAGGCUCUGUAAUCUUACGCUAUCGCUCCCAUCGGAGCCGUUACACAAUUUUUAUUCCUUUUUGUUUUCAUGCCCUUCUCGUUGCUUUGUUUCCUGACAUUUAUCACCAUCAGGGUUAAAGACUGACAGAACCAUGGUUUUAUUUUAAAAGCCUCUGGACCAUUUGAGCUAGAGCGUUGCUAUCAGCAUGUCAGUGUUGGCACUGACUGUUAAUACAGAGUCUUUGAAUUAAUAUCAUUAGGUUAAGCAGAAUAUCACUCAUGCUGCUGCAGUAGAUAAUUCAAAGGUUAAGUGUGACGUACUAUGAACAAUGAAACGGUUUCACAGAAUCCUUGACAUUUAAGCUUCCAUACAAAUGGUUAUUAACAGGCACUGCACAUUUCUCAAACAACAACAAACAGAUGGUAGGAAUUUAAGAUGUGAAGCACCUCGAGGAACUGGCUUCUAGUUCACAAACGGAACAGAGAAGAUGGCUUCAGAUUCACCACAAAAAGGAGCCAUUUGAUCAAUGUCAGACCAGUUCUGUGCAUGCCAACCUGCACCACCUAUAGGAAAAAAAAUGUUGCAACAGUAGUUUAGACUUUUUGCCCUUGUGCUAGCAAUAACAGUAAGCACUGCUCCAAAUUUAGCCGAUGUUAAAGAUACAGAUUUUUCUUUUUAAAUGCUUGUUUUGCUAUUGCUUUUAGGAGUCACACUUUCCACAAACAGCUGUAAACUGUGAUCAAGUAAAAAUAUAUUAUCAUUCAGUGUCACUACAGGUUCAAGAUUAAAGCUACACAUUCAUAAAAACAUGGAAAUAACAAUGCGGUCAUCGUAAACAAACAAUCCAGAUUACCAAAAUAUAGAAGAAAAUAUAAAUUAUUUUUUUUGUAGCCUACAAUUUAUAUUUUUUAUAGAGCAAGAAAACAUAAGGCGCUCAGCAACAAGCCAAAAGCUUCACACACUGAAAACAUUUACAAAAGUCGACCCAGGCGGUUCCAAAGCUGAUCCGCUCCUUAAUCUGAAAAUCUAAAUCUACAAAGUAACCAGGAGGUCAGGGCUUCAGAUCAGAGGUUACACCAUGAUACUGAGAGCUUUGUUAACGUCCCAGAUAAUAACUAAAUGGGAUCUGGUUAACAAAUUAAAUAUUAUGAGGCAAAAUAUAAAACACUCAAAUAUGCACACUUGGUAGAACCUGAAAUUGUCAAAACUGCAGCUUCUGCAGGUCUACAUUGCUGCUGUAACUUUUCUUGCCAAUAGGUGGCGCAGGUUGAACAUGAGCUGCAGGUGCAAGCUGCUUCUGCUGCAGCAGCUUCACAGUCGGAUGAUAUUGGUCUGCGUCUGGUUUUGGUGCUUCGCAUCAGUGACACUGUGUUCCCUUUGUUCACAUACUGCGUAAAUUGUUCUAAUAUUAAUUUUCAAAAGUUUAAUUUUAAAAAUGCCUCAAGUGCAUUUAAAUAGCCAAAUUCCAACCUGAUAUGGAUUAGUAGCUAACAGUGGGUUUCAUGCUGUUUAACAUCUUUCUGUACAUCUUUCUGUAGAGAAAUGUACGUCAUGUAUUUUGUGCCAAAUUUAUUUUCUUCUUUUUUUUUGGUUUGCUUUUUCAUAAUGUCUGUGUAUGUGUGCACUUGAGUGAUUUGGAUAUUUUUCAUUGUUUUGUUUUAUCUUGUCUUAAUUUCUUUGGCUAAAGAUUUAUGUUUUUUAAUGCUAUUUUUUUAUAGCUUUUUAAAACUUCAUCUGGUCAUUUCUCUAGAAACAUUUUCAACAUUGUGGCUAGAUGGUAAAAUAUCGAAUGGCCAUCAGUCUGCUUUUUUUUUUUUUUUUUUGUUCUCAAUCUUCAUUUGAUAACAAGCAUUUCACCGUGGUUAGUUACAUCUGAUAUUUUCCCAGAUUUAUCAGUAGAUAAUAACAAAAGUCACUGAAUGUUCAAAGCUCAGCUGUAAACAUGUUGACCACACUGUACCCUCAACAUUUUGACUUAACCUGUCAUAGUUUUUAUUCUUUCAGAGGGGGUGUCACUAAACAGGAGGGCCAUUGGUGUUGAUUUAAUCUCUGAAUAUCAUUAUGUUUUAUUUAAUCAUUUAUUGGACCAACACAUUGGUAAACCCAUAAAUUCAGAUCCUACUUAAAUUGGUAAGAUUCUGCACCAGCCCCACGUGCACCCGUACAGCUUCCAAGCAGACGACUGUAAAUGUACAAAAAUCACCUGUACGUACAGCAAAUGUAUAUAUUUAUUGCUCAAGGAGAUGGCCACCUCUUGGUCUAUUUGGUUGUAUGGUGCAAUUAUUAUUAUAUAUUUCUCAAGACUUACCUGCUAGCCACUCCUGUUUUUAGUACGAUGUGGUUUGUGGCCUGAACCCCCUCUCUGUGUGCCUAAAAUUAGCCAAGAAAUGAGUAUGGCAACAUAAGUAAAUGGUGGUUAUUAUGUAAAUAUGGGAAACUAAUGACAAACUAUUUAUUAAAGGUUUAUUGUACAAUGAAA
Centropristis striata (black sea bass) is the source of this 5058-nucleotide messenger RNA. RefSeq names its product major facilitator superfamily domain containing 14A2 (gene slc71a1-2). Gene Ontology annotation, cellular component: membrane. The transcript has 12 exons. Gene Ontology annotation, molecular function: transmembrane transporter activity. The record is from RefSeq and is a predicted model, not a curated record. Bases 126 to 1598 code for a protein of 490 amino acids. Gene Ontology annotation, biological process: transmembrane transport. Lineage: Eukaryota; Metazoa; Chordata; Actinopteri; Perciformes; Serranidae.